AUGCAAUACUCCGCUGCUCUUACUGUAGUCUUCGCCGCUGCACUGGCGCUCGCUGCCCCUGCCCAGUUCCAAGGCACCCCGGAUACUCAAUACAAGGAGCCAUAUAAUAAUCGCAACUACAUUAACCCUGGUCAAAUCAACUACCCUAGCCAAAUCAACAACUAUAACCCUCCCGCUGCCUACUUUCCCCCGGGUACUGGUAAUAGCGCUCCUGCUAGGUUCAACACCUACGGGCCUCCUGCUCCGCUGAAUUCACAGGCUACUCCCAGCAACUCUGAGUCGGAAGUGCCUCCGGUACCGGUUUAUGACGAGAAUCAGGUCCAGCAGUACUCCGACCAAUUGAUGAUGGUUGACUAG
Drechmeria coniospora is the source of this 357-nucleotide messenger RNA. RefSeq lists its product as uncharacterized. Bases 1 to 357 code for a protein of 118 amino acids. The transcript has a single exon. The record is from RefSeq and is a predicted model, not a curated record. Lineage: Eukaryota; Fungi; Ascomycota; Sordariomycetes; Hypocreales; Ophiocordycipitaceae.